Molecule: messenger RNA, 2323 nt
Organism: Meleagris gallopavo (turkey)
Lineage: Eukaryota; Metazoa; Chordata; Aves; Galliformes; Phasianidae
Gene: AP1S3
Product: adaptor related protein complex 1 subunit sigma 3
Biological process (GO): intracellular protein transport; vesicle-mediated transport
Cellular component (GO): AP-1 adaptor complex; membrane coat
Molecular function (GO): clathrin-cargo adaptor activity
Source: RefSeq, a predicted model, not a curated record
GCUCGGGGUGGGCAGCCUUUGGGUUAUGGGCAUCCUGCUAGGGUAGCCCUUGGACGUUCAGGCUGUUCGCAGAGGCUCUGAUGGUUGUUUGCUGGGAUCAGAAGAGGUUGCUUGGUUAUUAUUCUCUUUUGUUAAACAAUGUGGCCAGCAUUCCUGGAAUAAUGGCUGGACUUGCCUCAAGGAGACUGGGCUUUCGAGCAAUAACAUGGUCAGCAAUGCCAUGUAAUUGAGAAACCAUCUCGCAGUGAUUAUCAGACCCGGGGCAGGUUUUGCAGUCAUACGCAUGACAGAGCUCCUGUCGUGUGCAUCUUUGCUCUCAGUGAUGGCAGUGCAGCUGCACUGAGUUGCAGCGCUUUCAUUGCGGGCUGAAUUUUGACGUGUGGCUCUAUCCUCCGAAGUGGAGCUGAAUUGUUUUCUUUACAGUGGUUUAUUCAGAAUGCACCUCCUCGUGUGUUAGUCUAAUUUUGUGUCUUUGGAAAGAUGUGCCUGCCGUUCAAAUUUGCAUGUAAAAUCCAUGCAGUAGUGAGUUUACAGAUGGCAAUGCAGUCUCCAUACCUCAAGUCCCAGUAUAUAGACACACAUAUAUGCAACCUUUCCAGUUACCUUUUGACACAGCUCUCCAUAUCCAUUUCCUGAUGAAACGCUUAUGUAAAUAACCGGAGUUCAUACUGUGCCCUCGAAGAUCAGUAAAUAUGGGAGGUGAUUUCGGGGAAGCUGAUCUCAGACCUCUCCGUGGUGCAUGCACUAAACAAAUGCCAGUUUUCAAAGCACUCACGACGGUCCCAAGGGAGUGGUGCUGACAAUGGUGCUAGUUAUUAGCGGGACUGUCUGCUGUUUGAUGACUGUAGUUUCGUAAAGUGAGCGUGUAUUCUUAUUCCUUUGCUGAGCUCAUAGUGCAAACACUUGCUGGCAUUGUUACACCAAGCAGUCCUGUCAGCUUUAUUCUGUUCUCCUGUUGUAGACCCAGUGCCCAAGAAAGGGUGCUUUUGUCAAAGUACUCGUGCUUAAAAUUCCUCUGCCUGUCCUCCAGGAAGGGUUGUUGUGCUGGGUUGCUGUCAAAAGUUAAGGAUUAUUGGGUUAUGGACUAAGACUAAACCUUAUUCGGGCUGACAACUGAAGAACUUUCAGCAGGUCAUUCAAAGGCUCUCCUUAGAUCCGUUUCUCCUGUUUAGCAUGAGGUGGUUGUGCUUGCCACCUGUGUUAAAUGCUUGGAGAUUGGAAUGGAAGGUACUCCUGCAAACGGUACCGUGUCUCAGCAGUUGCCAUUGUUUGCUCUGCUGUGAAUUUCCAGGCUGGUUUCAGGGGAGCCCUUUAGACGAGCUUCAUGUCCUGCUGAGAAUGGCUGUGUUACUGCCCAGCUGCUACCUUGUGACUGCAGAACAAAGGAUUUUUAGAAAAAAGACUGCAUUCUGUUCUCUGACAGGGUAUGGGUGCAGCAGAGAAACGUGGCCAGAAGGGUUGCUGUCUCAACAGAUGAGAAAGUGAAAGCCACGACUGGACAGAGAAAAUGACUUUUUUCCCCAGGGACACGUGUUGCUGCAGUCUUUCAUGCCUGUGAGUGUUGCAACACCACGACCCCACAGCCACCUCGCCAUUAUCAGUAUUAUCAAGCUUUCUAUUUGCACAGUUCUGAGUGCAGAACUGGUGCCUGCAGAGUAAAAAGUCCUGCUUCCCUCCUGCCUCUGCUGCUCAUCAGUACAGUGUGAAGCAUCAGUACCUGUUGGCAUGACCUGAAGCCCUGGAGAAAGAUCAAAAGAAGCCCCUGGUGAGCAGAAGGCUCUGAAGACAUACUUCGUGUGCUUGGGAGGGAGUUGGCAGGUGGUGUUUCCGUGUAGCAAGGCAUAUGAUACUCAGCACAGAUCUAGAGGCUUGGCUGGAAAUGUUGGUUGAGAUACACUUUAUACUGCUGUUCAGUCGACAGGGGAAAUUAAGGCUUCAGAAAUGGUAUACGACACUACCUGAGAAAGAGAAGAAAAAGAUCGUUCGAGAAAUUGUUCAGAUUGUUUUGUCUCGCAAUCAAAAAACAAGUAGUUUUGUUGACUGGAAAGACCUCAAGCUUGUUUACAAAAGAUAUGCUAGUUUGUAUUUCUGUUGUGCAAUAGAAGAGCAGGAUAACGAGCUCCUGACGCUAGAGGUCGUUCAUCGAUAUGUGGAACUCCUGGACAGAUACUUUGGAAAUGUAAGUUUCACUCUCCGACAUGAAUUGUGUUUCUGGCUGACUGAUAAACAGACAUCAAUAACUGCUUUGUUUUGUGUUUCUUUCUACACUAAUUGCUCCAUACUCUUCCUCAGUCCAGAGGGAAAUUAAUAAUUAGAGUAUUUC